Molecule: messenger RNA, 2769 nt
Organism: Scomber japonicus (chub mackerel)
Lineage: Eukaryota; Metazoa; Chordata; Actinopteri; Scombriformes; Scombridae
Gene: mctp1a
Product: multiple C2 domains, transmembrane 1a
Exons: 23
Coding region: 1-2769 (922 amino acids)
Biological process (GO): regulation of neurotransmitter secretion
Cellular component (GO): synaptic vesicle membrane
Molecular function (GO): calcium ion binding
Source: RefSeq, a predicted model, not a curated record
AUGGAGCAAAAAUCACCUAAGGAUGAAGGCGCCGCUAAGGGACAAGAGUCUCUGUCCUACCAGCGGAGAAUGUGGAAGAAUUUCCAGGAGAAAACCAAGCCAUGGCUUAGUCCUAAAUUGGGAUCGGAGCGUCGUGGUACCGGUGGUGCGGAGGGCAGCAAAAAGGAAUCGGGGUUAUGGAUGUUUAAGAGGAAAAAGAAACAGCUGGACCGGGUGUUUUCGUCGUCUCAGCCGAAUCUGUGUUGCUCUCCCCCGGCACCUUUUGAUGCAGACAAGUCACUUGGAAGUGACUCGGUUCCCGGCACCAGCAGCGACGGGCAGACCCUUGGCGCAGCUUCUGGGGCCACGGGGAGCAAGCCCGAGCUGACUGCGCACGGGAGCCCCAAACUCCCCGUUUCCCAGCUGAUAAUGUACCAGCAAAAGAGCUCCUCUCUCGGCUCUGCGUGCUUCGAAAAACUGGUGGUGGACCCGGCCGCGGUGAUGGGAGAGGAGGAGCAGCUGCGUAAAAACGCAAGUGAUUCUGGCAUCAACAUAGUGGGGCCCAGUAAUGCAGAGCCCCCACCUCGACCACCCAGCCCAGCCAUGUACCAGCUGGAUAUCAUCCUAAAGAAAGGGAACAACCUUGCCAUCCGAGAUCGCACAGGGACCAGUGAUCCAUAUGUGAAGUUUAAGAUUGCAGGGAAGGAGGUGUUCAGGAGUAAGACUAUCCAUAAGAACCUCAACCCAGUCUGGGAGGAGAGAGUCAGCCUUCUGGUAGAGACCCUGAGGGACCCACUCUAUGUCAAGGUUUUUGACUAUGACUUUGGACUUCAGGAUGAUUUCAUGGGCUCAGCAUACCUGUACCUGGAGUCACUGGAACAUCAGAGGACACUGGAUGUGACGCUGGACCUGAAGGACCCACAGUACCCUGAACAUAACCUGGGUAGCCUGGAACUAGCUGUCACUCUGUCACCGAAGGAGGGAGACCUGAGGGAUGCUACCAUGCUUUUGAGAAGGAACUGGAAGCGAUCUAGUAAGCAAGAAACAUAUCAGAGUAUGCGUCUGUCAGAUGUGCACAGAAAAGCCCAGCUGUGGCGAGGUAUAGUCAGCAUCAGUUUGAUAGAAGGUCGCAGCUUCCAGCCCAUGGAUGCCAACGGCCUCAGUGACCCUUACGUCAAAUUCAGGCUGGGGCACCAAAAGUACAAGAGCAAGACAAUUCCCAAAACGCUGAAUCCUCAGUGGAGAGAGCAGUUUGACUUCCACCUGUAUGAGGAGCAGGGUGGGUAUGUGGAUAUUACAGUCUGGGACAAAGAUGCUGGCAAGAAGGAUGACUUCAUGGGAAGGUGUACAAUCGACCUCUCGCUUCUCAGUAAAGAACACACACACAAGUUGGACAUGCCGCUAGAGGAAGGCGAAGGUGUGCUGGUGCUGCUGGUCACACUCACUGCAUCCGCCGCUGUUUCCAUCUCAGAUUUGUCUGUCAACAUGCUGGACGACCCACAUGAGAGACACCAGAUCAUGCAGAGAUAUAGCCUGUGGAGGUCAUUGCACAACCUGAAAGAUGUCGGUGUAGUGCAGGUAAAAGUCAUCAAGGCUGAGGGACUGAUGGCAGCAGAUGUCACAGGUAAGAGUGACCCAUUCUGUGUGGUGGAGCUGAGUAACGAUCGGCUGCAGACGCACACAGUCUACAAAAACCUCAAUCCAGAGUGGAACAAGGUCUUCACUUUUAACGUGAAGGACAUCCACUCAGUACUCGAAGUCACUGUUUACGACGAGGACCGAGACAGAAGUGCAGACUUCCUGGGGAAAGUGGCUAUUCCUUUACUAAAUAUCCAAAAUGGAGAACGCAAAGCCUACGCCUUGAAAAGCAAGGAGCUGACAGGGCCAACAAAAGGGGUCAUCUUUCUCGAAAUAGACGUGAUUUUUAAUGCUGUGAAGGCUGGUCUCAGGACGUUGAUUCCCAUUGAGCAGAAGUAUAUCGAGGAGGAGCCCAAAGUGUCCAAACAGCUGCUGUUACAGAACUUCAAUAGAGUUAGGCGCUGCAUCAUGUUCCUGAUCAACACAGGUUGCUACAUCAACAGCUGCUUCGAAUGGGACUCUCCACAGAGGAGCAUCUGUGCAUUUGUGCUUUUUGUCAUCGUUGUGUGGAACUUUGAACUCUAUAUGAUUCCCCUGGCUUUGCUGCUGCCAUUGGCCUGGAACUACAUCCUCAUUGCAUCAGGGAAGGAUACAAGGCAAGAUGUGCAAGCAAUGGAGGACCUGCUGGAGGACGAGGAUGAGGAUUUUGACAAAGAUGACAAGGACCCUAAACCAGGCCCCUGGGAGGACAGCCGUGAUAAAAACCAUAUCCUCGAGGAUAUGCUGGCUUCCUGGCACUUUGAGUGGAUACGAGCGAUGGUGGACUCUGAGAGAAAGGGCUUCAUGAACAAGCUUUAUGCCAUUCAGGACGUGUGCAUCAGCGUGCAGAAUGCACUGGAUGAAGUGGCCUCCUACGGCGAGAGGAUAAAGAACUCAUUUAACUGGACUGUGCCUUUCUUAAGCUGGCUAGCCAUUGUGGCUCUUGGAAUGGCAACCAUCAUCAUCUACUUCAUUCCUCUAAGAUAUAUUGUGCUAGCCUGGGGGGUGAAUAAAUUCACAAAGAAGCUGCGAGACCCUUACACCAUUGAUAACAACGAGCUGCUAGACUUCCUGUCCAGAGUGCCCUCAGAUGUACAAGUGGUGCAGUACCGAGAGCUGAAACUGGAUCCCAAUCCCAGUCCAAAUAAAAGGAAGAAAAACAACCCCGGGUAG